GUAGGGAUAUGCUUUUUGCACCCCUCCCCAAAAGAAAGAAAAAUUCAUAGUACGUUCAAUUCUUCUUCUAUUCCCCAAGACACGUUCAACUGCUCUAAAGACCAAGUUUACACUCAUGUGGAAAGGUUUAUGAGAUAGAUUUGGUCUAUAAGCCUUUUUGUCGCCCAUUUGCGGUUGACAAAUGUGACACCAGCUAGGCUCCCAUAAUGUGCACGAGAGAGAGAGAGAGAGAGAGAGUUGAAUAAAAGCCAACUGUAGAUUUGUGGUGGAUCCUUUUCAAACCAAAUGUCCUGAUUAUUGAGUACAAUAUUCUGGUUAUUGUGGGCCCCAUAUGCUUACCAAAUUUCUUAUUCCUUCAGCUAAUUGAUAAUAAAUCGAGAGAAGACAUCCCCCUAAAUAAGCUGCUAACUAGGAAAGUGUUCCCCUUAGUGCAUGCCAGCCCAAUUUUCUCUUUGGUGGAUGCUUUUCUUCUGCCUCUUCUCACAGCUGAAUCUGUGUAUGCUAUUUGAAAUUUUUAUAUGUUUACAUCUUGCAAUAAAACUUGGUGGCUACUGGGACUCAGCCCACUAGCCUUCACUUACAUUAUAAAAAAUAAAAAAAAAGAUUAACACGAAAUAUAAAUAAACUUUGGGGAGUAAGUGAAGCAUCAAACUAUCCAUUUAGAGUACCCGUGUCUCUUCUCUUGUAAUUAUCUUGUUGGUCAAUUCAGUCUUUUUAUUCCAAGCUGCUUUAGAGUAUAUAACUAGUAAACCUCUCUCUAAGAAAAGCCAGCCUUGCCCACCUUUCCACCUCCAAAACAUCAGAAGCCGCCAUGCAACCUGGUGGCAGAACCCCAGCUAAGCUAAAACGUAACCGUCACCAUUAAUAACUAUGAAUUCGCCCACUCUGCCUCGGAAAAAUUUUAAUUAAGGGCGAUGGGGACAGGACGAGGUCAUGUAUAUUCUAUGCAAGCUUUAAUGGCUAUUGACCUCCGACCCACUCGCCAAAUCUCCAAAAUAUAUGUAAGCAUAUAAAAAUCAAAAGAAUGACUGACUUCCACUGGCAAAGGAGGACAGGUAAGUCUACCACCGCUGCAAGGUGGCGACAUUAUAUUGGCAAAAUUUUAUGAAAAGUUAGUAUAGGUUGCUGUAGGAAUCCAUGUGGAUUUCCUUGGAUCCUAGUCUCAUCUAAUAUUUCUGGAAGCGUAACUCAGUCUUGUCUCCGUCCUUGCACUCCCCCUCCUCCCCCAUGGCUUCCACUACCUCCACUUCCACCGCUGUCGCCGCCGCCGACACUUCCACCCACCGUCACCAACUUCAGGGUAGCGGCGGUGUCCACGGCCACACCCCGGCGCCUCCUCCUCCGACACCAUCAAACCAGCAAGUGUCCGAAUCCCUCUCCGCCGACGCCGACGCCGCCUUCUCCCGCUUCCUCGACCAACUCCAUAUCACGCCGAGCCUCUCCUCCUCCUUCCCCAAAUACUCCCGCCUUUCCCCUAUCUCCUCCCCCUCUUCUUCCCAUCCCCCCAACCCUUCUCCUCCUAUCAUAUCCCUUCUCGAACCCCGACCGGACCUCCUCCUCUCCGCCGCCGCCGAUGUCGGCUUCUUCCACCUCGCCGACCACGGCCUCCCCUCCCACCUCCCCGCGUCCGCCCUCCUGGAAUCCCAAUCCCUCCUCCACUCUGGCACUAUUGCGACCACCAAUCCUUCUUCUCUGGGCUUCAAUCACGAUGACGACGGCGACGAGUCCGAUGACAAAGAUUCGAUCUUUGUCUUCGAAGCCGGCUGGGAUGGGUUCGAAUCCUUUCCAUCUUUGGUGGAGUAUGCGAAGGGAUUGGAGAGGGUGGGAUUGGAGGUGGUGGAGAUGCUGUCCUCGAUCGCCGGAGGAUUUCCCGAAAGCCCGUUUCGAGAGAGGAAGGCGAGGUGUUUGAUGUGGGUCUCGGAGUGCUCGAGUACUGGGGAGGGAGAGGAGGGGAUGGAGGUGGGGACGACGACGAAGAGCAAAUGCUAUCCAUAUGUGGUCAGCCUGCAGUACGAGAUGAAGGAGUGGAGAGAGCCGAGUUGGGUGCUCGGGGACUCAGGCGAGUGGAUUCCCGUCGAGCCUUGUGCUGACUCGAUCCUUGUCACCCUCGGAGAUAUCGCUCAGGUUUGGAGCAAUGCAAGGUUCAAAAAGGUGAGGGGUAGACCUCAACGCACUUCCCUGCGCUCAGACGGUUCCAAUUAUUCUGGCCGCGUUUCUUUGUCUCUGUUGGUGACCUUGCCUUUGGAUAGUGUCAUCUCUCCAUUGUUGCCACUUGCAGUAGAUGACUGUGACCAGAGUAUUGCUGAUGCUGGUGAUGGAGGUUGUAAUGAUGGUGUAAGAAAGUUUCGAACAUUUACUCUGGAGGAAUAUGCUUGGAGGAUUUAUCAUGAACGCUUCCCAUUCAAAGAUCCUCUGCUCAGAUACCGGAUAUGAGAUAAUUUUAAUCUUUUGAUCUCUUCUCACAGAAAAAAAAAGAAGAAAUCAUCUCAUCACUUGUUACCAUGUUUGAGCUACUCUUAUUUCUUCCAUUCUAGCAUUCAUUUUAGCAUGCCUCCUUGUCACUUAGAAUGUUGUUGUCUCUUCCUCUGAAAUGGUGGACCCUUAUAUACACUGGCUCUCAGUUUGUGGCUUAUGGGAUCUACAUGGUUAAAGAGGAAGUAUUUUGAUGGAUGUUUGUAAUCCUUUAGUUGAUAAAUUGUUUGAAUUUGAUUUUUGUUGCCA
This is a messenger RNA of Phoenix dactylifera (date palm), 2721 nucleotides long. RefSeq names its product 2-oxoglutarate (2OG) and Fe(II)-dependent oxygenase superfamily protein. The record is from RefSeq and is a predicted model, not a curated record. Lineage: Eukaryota; Viridiplantae; Streptophyta; Magnoliopsida; Arecales; Arecaceae.